AUGUUAACUGGACCUCGACAUUCUACCAGUCCAUCCAAUGACAUUUGCCGAUCUUCAUCCUGCCUAUGCUCCUUGCCCCCUAGCCCCUUUGUUUCCCCUUUUAUUCCCGCAUUCUCGAACCCAACUGACCAAGCUGAUGCAUCUACUUUGCAAUCAACCCCCAUCAUUUCCAAAUCAACAAAUGAUGCACCCGAUUUCAACCCAUAUCUUCUCCACUCCUGGCCAAGCAGCCUGAUCGGACUCUACGAGUUACCACCACAGCAUCCUGGCCGCACAAAACGUAACCAUAUGGCCGAUCAGGAAGCAGCCGGAGCCGGUGAAGAGCUCGAGCCCAGUUUGGUUCUGGUGGACCGGCUAAUGCAGAUUACAGAUACCUCUACAGUGUAG
This is a messenger RNA of Protopolystoma xenopodis, 387 nucleotides long. Lineage: Eukaryota; Metazoa; Platyhelminthes; Monogenea; Polystomatidea; Polystomatidae. The record is from the annotation of a GenBank genome assembly.